Asparagus officinalis (garden asparagus) is the source of this 2512-nucleotide messenger RNA. RefSeq lists its product as uncharacterized. Gene Ontology annotation, molecular function: protein binding. The transcript has 5 exons. The record is from RefSeq and is a predicted model, not a curated record. The coding region runs from base 1520 to 2296 and encodes 258 amino acids. Lineage: Eukaryota; Viridiplantae; Streptophyta; Magnoliopsida; Asparagales; Asparagaceae. Gene Ontology annotation, biological process: receptor-mediated virion attachment to host cell. Gene Ontology annotation, cellular component: cell outer membrane.
AAAUAAAAAUUAGUCGUUAUGACCGUUCGGAUCAGGCCGACCCGGCCCGGCCACAACGGUCACGAAUUUGAUUAUUGUGGUCGGGCCGGGCCAAGCUCAGUGCGGGCUUCGACGAAGCGGCCCGGGCCCAGAGCCUGGUUAGGCCCGGGUUUUCGGGCCAUGCUCGGGCCCGGAUCGGGCUUGAGCCUGGACGAGUCCGGACCUUGGGCCCAAAGGACAGCCCUAGACAUGGAGGCUACUACAAAAGAAAUCUCGACCAAGACUGAAGCAGCGCAGUCCACAUAAGUGGCCCAUCCUCCCCUUGGUGCUCCCAAGAUGAAGGUGGGCGGCCUAGGUACUGCCUAGGCUGAGGCGGGCUUGGCGCUUUCUUUUUAGAACAUUGCGCAUGUUGACACGUUUACAUAAUAACUUAUAGUUUCAUCAUACCCUGCCAUUUCCUUGAUUAUUAAACCUCUAAAGGCAAUCCCAGAAGAAACAAAAAAACCAUAAAAUAAACCUGAUUACCCUCUUUUGCUCCACCCACCCACCCAUCCAAAAAAGAACAUUAAUUCUUAAUUUUUUUUCCAUAAAGAUACAUAUCAUCUUUGUUUUGAGUUUUGAGUUGAGUGAAAAUUUAGUUGAAAUGGUCCAUGAGGAUUAAAUCCUAGAAACUGACAAAUACCCACAAAACCCCUACCAAUUCCAAUAAACACCUUAAGAAAAUCCUACUGGAAAUUUCCAAUGUUCUCCUCGUACUCGUAGUAUUCAAGCAGAUUGGAGAAGAAAAAUCUCCCAUUCUACUGUAGAUCAAUUUUGAUUAUUUAGGUCUGAGUAAGAUGAGGGAACCAAUGAGGCGAAGUUUUUAAAUGUGUCAUAAAGAACGGCCUUCUAAAGCGCCAAGGCCUUCUGUCUUCUGGAUAUUUGGUUGGUUGUUGGUGAGCAGUUUGUUAUAAAGGGCAUGAGAAGUGUAGAGAUGGUCAUGGAUGCACAUUGGAUCAUAAGCUUAACAUUUGCUUAUGACUACUCCACAAGAAUCCAGAGGUUCAUAUGGGUACUUAGUGAGUAAACAUCGUGGUUUGAUAUUUCUUAAUAUUGGUAGCAUUAUCUAUGUUUAUAAGUAUGAGAAAAGGGAAAGAAUUGCUUUAUUACGAGACACAAUGAUGCAUUUUAAUUUCAGCGCUGUAUUUUAUGUUGAGAUCAAUCAAUACAGAAUGUUUAAUUUGGACUAGUAUCGCUCUGGUUCUCCAAUGAAACUAUUAUCAUUGUAUGCAUAGUGUACUUCCAUGUUACUUCUAGUUUCUUAAGUUAAAAGGCUUAAGAGUUUGUGCUAUUAGUUUCACAUGUUUUAUGCAGUUGACAUAUCUUAGAGUUGGCAAGUUUUUGAGAAGAGAAGCACAAAUUAGUGACAAACCUGAUAUCCUUGUAUUCACUUAGAAAUUCGGGAUGUGUGUAAUCAUUUUGUUAGUGGUAUCUUUCUGUCUCUUAAUAUGUGCACCAAAAAGGAAGCAAUUUGUAGACAAUCAUAGCUUUCUGACUCUACAUGAUUUUGGAAGGGGAAUCAGAAGCUGAAAGCUUGAAAUACAAGACUCGAGAAGAACUAUUGGAACGAGUGCUACCUAACACUGAUUGCCAAAAUAACAUUGAUGGAUUACUGUUAUUAAGUUCCCUUUCAUGCGGAAUAACAUCGUGGUUGAGUUUUGUUCAAGUUGCACAAUCAAGCGAGGAAGUGAGAACAAACAUGGUGUAUGAAACGGGAGAGCUGUUUGAACUGGGAAUUCAGCUAUCUUAUUUGCUCAUAUUACUAGGUCUUCUUGGAGUUGGGACCUUCUUUGUCAUCCGCCAGGUUCUCGUUAGACGAGAACUUGACCUCUCUGCUAAAGAAUUACAGGAGCAAGUUCGAAGUGGUGAUGCCUCUGCCACAGAGUAUUUUGAGCUCGGGGCUGUCAUGCUAAGAAGAAAAUUCUACUCUGCAGCAAUAAAAUAUUUGCAACAAGCCGUUGAGAAGUGGGAUAGGGAUGAUUCGGAUCUGGCACAGGUAUACAAUGCUCUUGGGGUAAGCUAUGUGCGUGACAACAAGCUCGAGAAGGGGAUUACACAAUUCGAGACUGCUGUAAAACUCCAACCUGGUUAUGUUACAGCAUGGAACAACCUUGGAGAUGCCUAUGAGAAAAGAAAAGAUUUAAGGGCUGCUUUAAAAGCAUUUGAGGAGGUAUUACUCUUUGAUCCCAACAAUAAGGUCGCACGGCCACGAAGAGAUGAAUUGAGACAGCGUGUUCAGUUGUACAAAGGAGUUCCUCUCAAGUCUGAGGACCGAUAGUUCUUUUGAUGUUGAUCUCAUUUUGUCAUUUUUUUGCUUGUUGAAAUUUAUGAGAGAAGUAGAAACAUGGAUGUUGUAUUGGGAUGGGACUAUAGAGUUGAGAAAGAAUUCGAAAAUGGAAAUAUUUUGUUUAUUGUAUAAAUGAUUUACCAUAGCCUCGCGAAUUCAAGCUGUGCUGCACUGUCUUUCCAAUGAAGCACUGAACUUUCUUAUCAA